This is a messenger RNA of Formica exsecta, 1222 nucleotides long. Its product is annotated as antitrypsin-like. NCBI's taxonomy places the organism in Eukaryota, Metazoa, Arthropoda, Insecta, Hymenoptera, Formicidae. The transcript is spliced from 7 exons. Gene Ontology annotation, molecular function: serine-type endopeptidase inhibitor activity. The coding region runs from base 11 to 1189 and encodes 392 amino acids. The record is from RefSeq and is a predicted model, not a curated record.
GACUAAAACUAUGUUUGCUAAUCUAUCUUCACUAAUUAUAACAUAUGUAGAAUUAAAGGAUAUAUCUAGUUUAAAAGAACCAUCCUAUAUAAAUCAAUUGAAAAACAUAGAGAACAAAGUAUUUAGUCCUAUGAAUAUAUACAUGAUAACGUCAUUACUUUUAAAUGGCGCUAAAGAAGGAUCGACAGAGAAGGAAUUGAUGUCUCUUUUGAAUAUUCCUGAUAAAAUAUCUUUAAAUGGAUACAUAGCUAAACUUAUUUACUUAAAUGGAAUCAAAAACAUCGAAUUGCAUCUAGGAACCGCAGUAUAUGUUCAAAUGUCAGUUGAGCUAACGGCGGAUUUUUCAUCAAUAUGCAUAAAUAGAUUUAAUUGUUCGAUUUCAAAAGUAGAUUUCAAAAAUAAUGCAUAUGUUGCAGAAAAUAUAAAUGCAUGGAUCCAAAAAACAACAAAUUAUAAGAUGUUAGAUCGAAUAAUUUCUCCAGUUAAUAUCGACAAAGAUACAAAAAUUAUGUUGGUAAAUAUUGUUUACGUAAAUAGUAGAUGGCUAAAUUUAACUUAUAAAAAAGGAACAGAAGAAUACAAAUUUUUUGUUUCUCCAUCAAAAAUGUAUUCUGUUCCAACAAUGAAAUUUGAAAAAUUGACACUUAUUCAUGGUGAAAUACCACAUUGGAAUGCCAAGUUCAUUGAAAUUCCAUUUUCGGACAACAAUAUUACAAUGAUUAUAUUUUUGCCAAAUGAAAAGAUGGAACCUUGGAAUCUGAAGUAUCUGGAAAAAAAGAUUAACUUUACAGAAUUUAAAUCAAUUAGAACUGCACACACAAACAAACUUCAGAAAGCUACGUAUUUAUAUUUACCUAAGUUUACGAGUGAAUAUACUCAAAAUAUAACAGAUUUUUUUCGUCAGAAGGGCGUAAAUACGAUGUUUGAGGAUAAUGCAGAUUUUACACAUCUCUCAAAAAUUCCUCUAAAAGUGAACAAUAUUGUUCAAACAGUUUCCGUAAAUAUUAAGGAAGGAAAUUCAGAAGUUCCAAAAAUUGUCAGAAGCAGAGUAAGAAAACCACCGCGAGUACGUCCACCGCAAAAGUUGAUCAUUGAUCGUCCGUUUUGUUACUUAAUCGAAGUGUACGGAGAGUUAAUGUUUGUUGGAACCGUGCGAGCACCAGACUUUAUAUCUAUUUAUGAAAGAUGAAUUAUAAAUUCUAUUACAUUCUUAUAUUUAUUA